This is a messenger RNA of Leguminivora glycinivorella, 2342 nucleotides long. RefSeq lists its product as uncharacterized. The transcript has 10 exons. The record is from RefSeq and is a predicted model, not a curated record. Bases 140 to 2242 code for a protein of 700 amino acids. Lineage: Eukaryota; Metazoa; Arthropoda; Insecta; Lepidoptera; Tortricidae.
CGGAACGAGCUACGGAACUUUGCAUGAAGGUCAUCCAUUAUUUACGUGUGACGUUAGAAAUAUGACAUGUUUUUUUAAAUCAAACAUUGUGAUACGUUAAUUUUAAUUGAAUUUAUUUCUUAACUAUUUGCUCUUAUUAAUGGCAAAACCUACACCUGUUGCUUCUAGGAAUUUUCCAGGUGUUGACGGAAGUGCGUUUACUUUAACCUUUGCCAUAGAAAUAGUCGGAAUAGAGGUUUGGCAUGAUUGCAAUGAAGGAUGGCUAGAUCUCGGUGCCUGUACACAAGGCAUGAAAAUACAGUACCAGUUGUAUCCUGGACAGAUUUAUGAGUUAGAUAUUCUCAUUUGGCCGCAUGCUGUCAAAAUAUGGAGUGGUAUGAACUCCGGCUGGGUCCGCACGUGGCAGUUCUUGGAUCGUCGAUGGCUGACAUUUGACAUUCGCCAUAUAUUUCCCGUGAAGGUUGUUGACCUAAAAGCCUUUGUGGCAACAGUUUCUCCUACCUUUGGAGUUGGCGCCCUCGGAUCCAAUGCAAAAAACGACAAAGUUACAGAAGUAUUCCUACCGCGUCUGGAAUUUGGACAACAAAGAUAUUUCGCACCAGUAAUAGAAGAGGAGUCAAGCUUCGAGAAUUUCAUCUACGAUUUAAUAUGGAAGAUAGUGGAAUAUUUUAUACCCGCCUCAUAUUUGGACGGAUUGUUUGAUGUUCCACAUCCGGUGGCAGACGCAAGACACCAAGAUGCCGUAUUACGACAAGUAAAGGAAACUACUCUGAAUCGCAACUUGUCUGAACAAUCCGAGCCGGAAUUAUCGAGCUCGAGCAAGAAAACGUUAGCAAACCAAAAGAAGAAAGCAGAAGCGCCGAAAACAAAAUUUGAACUUAAUUUGUCGGGGAAUAAUAUUUUAUCAGGAACUGGCCAGCAAGUAGCUUUCCAAGCAGUCGGGGAUCGGCCGCCGGAACUAGGGGAGUUUUUUGCCUUCAUCUCCAGUCAGAAUUUGCCCGCCUCCGACGAUUAUCCGAUACUCUUUGUAAACAUCGAUUCCCUAUUCGAUGUGCCGACAGAAGCGUUGAGCAAAUAUCAAAUAUCGCAUAUUUAUACACGCUGGUCCAUUGGAGAAGAGACUCAUGACUCGGAACAGCAGCUCAUAGGACACAAAACGACUUAUCGUUUGAACGACCAUUACGCGUUGCCGUUGCCUUGCGAUAUGGCUUUUAAAAUUAUUUGUGAGCUGAUGGACGACGAUUUCUGUAUUCAGCUACGUGGAAUAAGAGUGGCCCCAAAGCAAUAUGAUGACCCCACCUUUUUCGGGUAUGAUAAAAAAGACCGUCUAUUUGCUACCAACGUUCCACCUAGUUUCAAACAUCACGAAACUGACUUAAUAAUAGCUAAGACUAAGAUCAAUGCACGGUCUCUUGGAAAAGGAGUAAGCGGGGUAGUCCAAGGGGAAUUCGCGUUGUUGCCUCCAAACUUCGCAGUGAAGAGCCUGGGCCGUCAAGCGCUUUGUUCGAAUGAUCAAAACGGAAUCAAUUUGCCAGUUUACCCCGAACAAAUAGUUCCAUCGUACGUCAUCCUAGACGCUCAAAUGACUUUGGAAGUACGCAUGGGUUACUCUGGGUGCAGGCCCCAAAAAUUAGAAAAGAGUUACUCCCGAAUGAUUUGCCUUAUUUCCGAUCAAUGGCUAAUAAUGGAGCUGUUAAUGCUAGUCGCGGACAUUAAUCGUGAGUUGGAUAAUAAUAAAGAGAGCGAUGAAUAUUUGUCGGGUUUUGCGAUUGACACAGGUGACACGGUAAUUUUUUAUGUGGAGGGGCCCAAGGAUGGAGUCAUUUUACAGCUCUGGGAAAGAACUGGAGACUAUUACCCACACACAAACCCGCUGUUUUCCUCGUCAGCAAAGUAUGCGUCGAGGGUUUAUCCGGAUUUGAUGUUCGCCGGCACUACUCUGUGUUUCAAGAUAAUGAAGAUGUUUGUUCCUCUGUCGGCAGUUUUGGCUUGUCCGCCUGUAUACGCGAGACCAGUCUUACCUAUAUUAGCGCGAAAUACCGCAUUGAAGCUAGGUCGGUUGCUAAGCAACAAGCGGUGGUGGCGUCUCGGCCCACCGACCAGCGAACUGCCUACCUCCGCUGAGCUGGUGAGCUUUCGUCAGGAACUCUGCGCGGCGCCACGGCCCACGCCAGCGAUGACUGCCUUAUGCUCAAUGCUACCCAAAUAUCGCCCGAACAAGAACAAACAUGGAUUCAACUGAAGAUACUUCGACAAGAAAGGUAGUUCUACUAUUUAUGUAAUGUAUUUCACCUUUUUGUUAAAUAAUUGAUUUAAUACAAUUGGAUUUCUAUUGCUGGUCU